Messenger RNA from Centruroides sculpturatus (bark scorpion), 1996 nucleotides. Its product is annotated as carbonic anhydrase-related protein 10-like. The record is from RefSeq and is a predicted model, not a curated record. Bases 248 to 1612 code for a protein of 454 amino acids. Gene Ontology annotation, molecular function: carbonate dehydratase activity; zinc ion binding. Lineage: Eukaryota; Metazoa; Arthropoda; Arachnida; Scorpiones; Buthidae. The transcript has 14 exons.
AGGUGCAAGGUGAACUGUAAAGCAUUACAUAUCAUUCGAGUCUCACGAAACUGUCUCGAAACGUGAUGGCGAUUUACCUGGUCACGUCUCGUGCUUCACGCUUCUGCUCUACUCAAUUGGAAGAAGAUAUGUGAUGGGAACUACUCACAAUGUCUUGAUGUGAACAACAAAAUAAUAUAUAUAUAUAUAUAUAUACAAACAUAUAUUUUUAAUUUUUAAAGGGAUUUAUUAGCACAAACUGUUCAAUAUGAAGAUUCGUUUAAGUGUCCUAUCGCUUAUCUGUCAAGUUGUGGCUUAUAUUAAAGGUGUAUGCUGUAGUUGGGAUGAGUGGUGGACAUAUGAUGGCAUUUCAGGUCCCGAUUAUUGGGGUUUACUUAAUCCCGAUUGGAGAUUAUGUAAUAAAGGUCGACACCAAUCUCCAGUAGAUAUUGAUCCCAAUAUCUUAUUACACGAUCCUCAUUUGAGAAGCUUGAAGAUUGAUAAAGUAAGGGUGAGUGGUGUUGUUACUAAUACGGGACACGGAGUGGUAUUCCGCAUCACAUCCAGUAAACCAGGCGAAACGGUUAACAUUACGGGAGGACCACUCUCGUACAGGUAUCGCCUUCACGAGAUUUACCUGCAUUUCGGACGUACUGACGAUAGAGGGUCGGAACAUACUGUUGCAGGUAAUACCUUUCCAGCAGAGCUUCAGAUCUACGGUUACAAUUCAGAUCUGUAUCCAAACAUCACAGAAGCAUUCACUCUUCACAGAAGCCAUAGUAUCGUAGGCGUGGCUGUACUUUUACAGCUUGGCGAAAUUUCCAAUGCGGAAUUAAGAGUUUUAACAAGUCAACUACAUAGAAUUAUAUAUAGAGGUACGUGUAGAUUCUUUUUUAAUAUAUUUGUGAGUGGUGUUGUUACUAAUACGGGACACGGAGUGGUAUUCCGCAUCACAUCCAGUAAACCAGGCGAAACGGUUAACAUUACGGGAGGACCACUCUCGUACAGGUAUCGCCUUCACGAGAUUUACCUGCAUUUCGGUCGUACUGACGAUAGAGGGUCGGAACAUACUGUUGCAGGUAAUACCUUUCCAGCAGAGCUUCAGAUCUACGGUUACAAUUCAGAUCUGUAUCCAAACAUCACAGAAGCAUUCACUCUUCACAGAAGCCAUAGUAUCGUAGGCGUGGCUGUACUUUUACAGCUUGGCGAAAUUUCCAAUGCGGAAUUAAGAGUUUUAACAAGUCAACUACAUAGAAUUAUAUAUAGAGGUCAAGAAGCACCUUUGCAAUACUUGUCCAUCAAGGACUUGCUACCGGAUACUGACAUAUUUAUGACAUACGAAGGAUCCACUACUAUGCCUGGAUGUUCAGAAACUGUAACAUGGAUUAUCAUGAACAAACCUAUCUAUAUCACAAAACAACAAUUGUAUGCACUUAGAAAUCUCAUGCAAGGUGAAGAAGAAAAUCCAAAAACACCACUAGCAAAUAAUUUUAGACCUACUCUACCUCUAAAUCAUCGUUCAAUUAGGACAAAUUUGGAUUUCAGAAGGAAAGAGGGUAAAACCUGUCCCACUAUGUAUAAAACUAUGUACUAUAAAGCCACAGCUUCACGCUCCUGGUCCAACGAGCCGUGACGUCACAUCCGUCCCUGCGUUACGUCAUCGUGUUACGUGACAGACGUCAGCCAGUAGGUGUUUUUCCGUAGUAAUUCAUCACCUUCCGUCUUUCUGUCUGUCUCGUCAAGCUAUUUAAACUUCGUUUGUGACCUUUAAGCCUGGCUUAGAAGAAUUUUGGUGAAAUUUUAAGAAUGUGAAUUUCUACUUCUUCACAAUCGCCGGAUAUGCAAAAAAACAAAGAAAAAAAACAUACAUAUAUCGGUGGUGACGUCACGGAUAUCAGUAUUUGAAAAAAGAAAAAAAAAUUUAUUGUUUGAAAAGUUUUUUUUACUUAAAUACCCGAAUGUAUACAUAUCUAUCAAUAGUAAAAAAAUUAAAAAUUUUAAUAAAAAUAUUUAGAAA